AUGAAUCAGUUGAAACUGCUGAUGGCCAUUGCACAGAUACAAUUUAGCGUGGCCAACAUUAAUUGUUUUCAAAAAUUUGAAGAAGAUAAUGUAAGUUUUUGUUCGUGCGAUCCAGCGAUUGAGGACAGGAGCUGGUCCACGUUCUCGUUUCUAGAGGCCCUCAUGUUGUGUUCAAUGAGAUGUUCACAAACAGCCAGCUGUGUGGCUUACAACUUCUUCAAUGCCACCAAUCAGUGCCAACUCUUCAAUCAAACAUUGAACAAGUUCUCUGUAGUGUCCGGCUGCCAAUAUUAUGCAAAAAACGAUAAAUAA
Helobdella robusta is the source of this 312-nucleotide messenger RNA. RefSeq lists its product as hypothetical. Bases 1 to 312 code for a protein of 103 amino acids. The record is from RefSeq and is a predicted model, not a curated record. Lineage: Eukaryota; Metazoa; Annelida; Clitellata; Rhynchobdellida; Glossiphoniidae. The transcript has a single exon.